Molecule: messenger RNA, 1978 nt
Organism: Prionailurus viverrinus (fishing cat)
Lineage: Eukaryota; Metazoa; Chordata; Mammalia; Carnivora; Felidae
Gene: CCDC172
Product: coiled-coil domain containing 172
Exons: 9
Coding region: 1-930 (309 amino acids)
Cellular component (GO): cytoplasm
Source: RefSeq, a predicted model, not a curated record
AUGGACCCAACGAGACGCCGUAGUUUACGUCCACAGCAGGCGAGGCCAAGGCUAGGCGCUGGCGGCGGCCUGCAGGAAGGUCUCCGGGCCAUGGACCCGCGGCUACCGAAUACUGAAGGGCCCAGGAAGGAUCCGUGGCAGCCCGGGCCUGAGAUGAGUUUAGAGUCCUUGUUUCAGCACAUCAUCUUCUCGGAGCAUCAGGCGGAGGAGAGUCGCCGCUUGAUCCGAGAAGUAAGGUCGGAAAUUAACAGAUGUCGUGAAGACAUUAAGAAAGCAACUGAGAUGCUGAAUGAAGAGAAAAUCAAGUUGGAAUCCAAGGUUCAGCAAUUUUCUGAAAAAACUUUCCUCUUACAGCUUUGGAAGAUUCAUGAAAAUGCCUUAGAAAGACAGUAUAGUGAAAUUAUAAACCAGAGGAAUAUGCUUCUCCAAACCUUUGAGGCUACACAGAAAAAAGUGAUAGAAGAGGAGGAAAAAUUUAUUAAGGAAAUUACAGACUUCAAUAAUGAGUAUGAAGUAACAAAGAAAAGAGAGCUGUUGAUAAAAGAAAAUGUCCAGAUUGAAAUAUCUGACUUAGAAAACCAGGCAAACAUUUUGAAAAGAGAAAUGAAGACAAUGGAACACAAUAGUGGCCAGUUAAGUGAACUUCAAACACAAAAGGAUGAAUUAAUACAAGAAUUAUUUACUCUGCAGAGAAAACUUAAAGUUUUUGAAGAUAAAAAGAAUGAAGCCAUUUGUACUACCAAAUACCUAGAGGCAGAAAAAGUAAAAAUCAAUGAAAAGCCUCAAAAUGAUGCUGAAUGCUUAAGACUUAAGAAAGAAUUAGAACUUUGUAAGGAAGACGACAUGCAAAGUGCUUAUGAAGCUCUCCAAACAGAAAUAGAAUUUCUGGAGUUGACAUUGGCACAGAAAGAUCUUCAGGAAAACAAAUAACUUGUGGACAAUUGACCAAAGCUAUCCAAGGUUUGAUCAAAGCACCUUAAAAUCAAAUCCUGUGAUGGAUACACGAACAGUGCCCAUUAUAACAGAUUUUUGUGGAAAACGUGAGGUUCUGAAUGUUCAAAGUUGUUGAUAUCUAGAAUUGGCAUAUUACCAUUUUUAAAAUGUAAUGUCUUGUUACUUUCUGGAACUUUAAAGCUUCUUAUGGGAUUUGAUUUUGUUUCUAAAGGAAGAAAAAGGGACAGGUGGAUAUUGUGCUCUCCGCUUCUUAUCUCUCCUGACCCUUAAGCUGAUCUGUACUUUGUGAUGUUCAUUCUUUAUUGCAGUUUACCUUGGGUCUGGUCAAACACCGGUGGGGAGAAACGAUCAGAUUAUUGAUCCCAUUUUGUCGGUGCCAUUUCCCUCAACAAAGAUGUUCACUUUCAUUUUAAUCCUUCUCUAAUCUUUAAAAUGUCUGUUGACAGAAGUCUUCUGAGGCCUUUCAUCUGCAAAAGCCAGUUUUCUCCCCUUUUCUCUAGAUAUUUUUGUAGAGUUAAGUCUGGGGCUCCCGUGGCCAUUUCCCAGCGUUUUGUGCCUGCUGUCCUCUUCCCAGUGCCAGUGUUGGUUAGAAUGAAGUAAGUCAUCCACCUGGGGAGGUGCAUGAUCUCCUUAUGGCCAUCAGGAUUCAUUUCGCCGGUGGACUGAAACAUCACAACUAAAAUUCACGUUUGGAUCAAACGUGGUAUUUCCAUCAAAUUUGCUGCAACACAUAGCUUCCUACAGUUAGCAAUCCCGCCUAGGAAGGUGUAUUUUUCACUAGUUUCUAAAAAAAAGUGGAUGGAAAUUGUCCAACGAUGCCCUAAACUGUGGUGAAUCAGGGAGGGGAACAAAACCUAUUUGGGGAUAUAUUGCAAAGUUCGGAGUGCAAAUGUUAGAAUCAUGUUUUCUUUUGCGGCUGUAGUUGAGUUAGUUUAACAUCAAAUAUGAGAUGUUUACAGAUGUCUUCUAUCUACCGACAGUGAGGUGGGCUAGUUUCAGGGCAAGUCCUAUUUUGGUAUAGUUU